Molecule: messenger RNA, 2390 nt
Organism: Syngnathus acus (greater pipefish)
Lineage: Eukaryota; Metazoa; Chordata; Actinopteri; Syngnathiformes; Syngnathidae
Gene: erlin1
Product: ER lipid raft associated 1
Exons: 12
Coding region: 136-1140 (334 amino acids)
Biological process (GO): SREBP signaling pathway
Cellular component (GO): endoplasmic reticulum membrane; endoplasmic reticulum
Molecular function (GO): cholesterol binding; ubiquitin protein ligase binding
Source: RefSeq, a predicted model, not a curated record
UAAUUCCGACAGCCCAUGAAUGCAGCACCGCAACAAGCCCAAACUAAAACUGCGGUAGGCGGUUGAGGGGGAUGAGACGUUGAAUGAACGCCAGGAGAGGUGACUGUUCGCGAUAGUGGUGAGAGCCCAGUGAGGAUGACGCCACAUGUCGGGGCUGUUUUUGCAGCAAUUGCAGGGGUGACGGCUGUCCUGCUGCACUCCUCCAUUCACAAAAUAGAGGAAGGCCACCUUGCUGUCUACUACAGGGGUGGAGCUUUGCUGACAGGUCCCAAUGGUCCGGGAUAUCAUAUCAUGCUGCCUUUCAUUACCACAUUCCGAUCAGUUCAGACGACAUUGCAGACUGAUGAGAUCAAGAAUGUACCUUGUGGAACAAGUGGCGGGGUGAUGAUCUAUUUUGACCGAAUAGAGGUUGUCAAUAUGCUGGUCUCCUCCGCAGUGGUGGACAUAGUGAGGAACUACACGGCCGACUAUGACAAAACUCUCAUUUUCAACAAAAUUCACCACGAGUUAAACCAGUUCUGCAGCGUGCACACACUACAGGAGGUCUACAUAGAGCUCUUUGAUAUCAUUGACGAGAACCUGAAGACUGCCUUGCAGAAAGAUCUUAAUGUGAUGGCCCCUGGACUUACCAUACAGGCUGUCCGCGUAACCAAGCCAAAGAUCCCUGAGUCUAUCAGGAGAAACUUUGAACUCAUGGAAGCAGAGAAAACCCGUCUCCUAAUUACGGCUCAGACACAGAAGGUGGUGGAAAAGGAGGCGGAGACUGAGAGGAAAAAAGCCAUUAUCGAGGCUCAAAAAAUGGCUCAGGUAGCCGAGAUCCAUUUCCAGCAGAAAGUGAUGGAGAAAGAGACAGAAAAGAGGAUCUCUGAAAUCGAGGAUGCCGCCUUUCUGGCCAGGGAGAAGGCCAAGGCCGAUGCAGAAUACUACACCGCCGAGAAGGUUGCUGAAGCAAACCAGCUGAAGUUAACCCCUGAGUACCUGGAGCUGAUGAAGUACCAGGCUAUAGCGACUAAUAGCAAGAUUUACUUCGGCCAGGACAUCCCCAACAUGUUUGUGGAUGGAAACCUGGGCACACCCAAAGCCGAAAACAAUCACAAGGCACCCAAGCGGGACUCACGGAUAUCUUCCGUUGAUUUGUAAAGAGCAAAUAGAGAUUUGGAGGAUUUGAUGUGAUCAAAAAGCAGAAGGAAGAAGGUAAUGAAAAGGAUUUUUUUUUUCUUUUGGAGGGGUUAAGCGUAAGAACAAAAAGCCUGUAAAAGCUUAUCUGCCUGUAAGGCAACAGCAGGGGGUCGCUAAAAUUUUCUUGUUUAACUUUUUUUUAAUGCUUUUGGCUAACCUCGUAUGCAAAGAUCAUAAUUGUUGACACGGCCUAUCUGGACUGGAAUGCAGCGUGUGACACUAAUUAGAAACAAGAGGGCGAUUUGUUUUGGCGUGUUAGGGAGUCAACGGCCGAUGAGUUAAUGCUUAGUUGGGCAUUUCUUGGUUGCAGUUCAAACAGUGCACUGUGGCGUUUGCCAGCUGCUUAAAGAAAGCGGACUUGAAUAUUCUAAUGAGAACGGCGGAGGAGCUUCCUGUUCUUAUUUGGUCUGCUGGUUUGUGUUUUGUUGUGUGGCCUGGUGCUGAUGAUGAAAGUAGUGCCUGCUCCUAUCCACCAAUGCUUUCUGUUUAGAGCUUAUUGGGAUAUCUCAGGAAAAUAACAAUUUGUUAGAUGCUCACAAGGACUUUUUCCUAAUACUGGAUCCGAAUGCAAAUCCCUUGCAAGUUCCCUUCCCUUCUAGUUUACUGGUCUAGGAUCAGAAGGAAGUUACGGGACUGAGACACGAGAAAAUAAGCGAGAAGGCUACACAACUGCUCGACCGUCAUCACAUUCGGAUGUUGCAUACUAACUGCACAGUGUCUCAGUCUUUGCCAAACAAAAUUACGCUUGUCAUAACACUAUCAUUCUCCUGUUUUGUAAAAUGCAGUUAAUUAAUAGUGCUUGUGCCGGGGCUAGUUUGACUUUUUUUUUUUUCCCCACCCUUGGCUUUGUUUAAAGAAAAUGCGAGUUAGCCAUGGUUAACAAUGGUGGGUUAGUCACGCUGUGGUGCAUCGGCGUCGACGGGAGCCAAGAGAAAGACACCAUUUGUGUCCAGAAUGACGUUUGUGUCCAUGCGCUGAUGUUUACGUGACCGCCGAAUGGACGCACUCUUGCUCUGCUUGCUGAGGCGGUGGCGGGUGAUGGGUAUAAAUCACUCAACCUGAUUUAUUUGUUUCUUCUUGUUGACAUUUUGUACAAUCUGUGAAAUUCUCCAAAAUGGUUUCUCCUUGUUUUUAAAGGGUUUAUAUGCAAAAACAAUGUUUUGACAAUAUUCUUAAAUAAAACCUAUUUUGGUACCUCUCUUCUCCAUGCA